AUGCCCUCUGCGGAAGUGACAAACGGCGUCAAUGGAGCGAAGCAAAGCUCUUUGAAAGAUAGUGAGGAAUACAUUGUCAUCGUCGGGGGCUCACUAGGCGGACUAUUCGCCGGCGUUGCUCUCAAAAGCCAUGGAUACAACACAACCAUUCUCGAACGAACACCUACGUUCUUGCUCGAGAAUCAAGGGGCCGGCAUCGUAGCUGGAGGCGACACCAUCGACUUCUUCGACAAAUAUGAUCGCACCGGGAAGCCUGUCGCCGUGCCAAGCUACAAGAGACUGUACUUGGACAAGAAAGGAGACGUUAUCCAUGAGGAAGUCAAUCGGCAGAAUAUGACCUCGUGGGAUUUGGCUUACUAUCUGUUGAGAGCAAAUUACGACCGAGUAGACAGCGCCUACCUCCAAGGGGGUCAACUCCCCGAACAACGCCCAACAGACGGCAAGACAAACUACCGCUACGGCUGCACCGUCACCGACAUAAUCGACCAAGGAGAUAAAGUCCUCAUCAAAUUCACCCACCAAGACGACUCCGGCACCACCAUCUCAAACUCCCUAACCACGCGCCUCCUCAUCGCCGCCGACGGCCCCUCCUCCACAAUCCGCUCGUUCCUCGAACCCCAGAUUAAACGCACCUACGCGGGCUACGUCGUAAUCCGCGGCACCGUCCCAGAGACCGAAGCCUCCGAAGCCUCCCUCUCCGUCUUCCGCGAACGCUUCUGCUUCUUCCACGCUCCCGGCACCCAAAACCUCACCUACACCAUCGCGGGCGAAAACGGCACCACAGCCCCCGGAACCCGCCUCCUAAACUUCGUCUGGUACGCCAACUUCCCCGCAGAAUCCCCGGAGCUCGAAAGACUCCUGACAGACAAAGACGGCCGUCGUCGCCACAUCACCAUCCCGCCCGGCAAAAUCGCCUGGGAGGCCUGGGAGAUGCUCAAAUCCAAAGCGGAGGAGAUGCUGCCCCCGCAAAUGGCUGAGAUGGCGCAGAAGACGCAGACGCCUUUCGUGCAGUGUAUCACGGACAUCAUUGCGCCUAAGAACCUGUAUAUGGACGAUAAAGUCGUGCUGGUAGGCGAUGCGUUGGCGGGGUUCCGGCCGCAUACUGUGGCGUCGACGUCGCAGGCGGCGUUUGAUGUUAUGAGUUUGGUCAAGUGGUUGGAUGGGGAUAUUGAGAGGGGUGAGUUUGUGGAGAGGGUGAUGGUGUACGCGAGGGAUGUCCAGGCCAAAGGGGUGAGAAUCGGGAAUCGCUCACAAUUCGAGGAGCUCGAUAUACAGGAGUAUAUUGAGGAUAGGAAUAUGAUGUCGAUUCCACACAAGGACAUUGUGUUUCCGGCGUGGACGAGGGAGGGGUUGGAUGAGAUUUGA
Molecule: messenger RNA, 1365 nt
Organism: Zasmidium cellare ATCC 36951
Lineage: Eukaryota; Fungi; Ascomycota; Dothideomycetes; Mycosphaerellales; Mycosphaerellaceae
Exons: 4
Coding region: 1-1365 (454 amino acids)
Source: RefSeq, a predicted model, not a curated record